Esox lucius (northern pike) is the source of this 1433-nucleotide messenger RNA. RefSeq names its product GTP-binding protein Rhes-like. NCBI's taxonomy places the organism in Eukaryota, Metazoa, Chordata, Actinopteri, Esociformes, Esocidae. Gene Ontology annotation, molecular function: GTP binding; GTPase activity. Bases 198 to 824 code for a protein of 208 amino acids. The transcript has a single exon. The record is from RefSeq and is a predicted model, not a curated record.
UGAUUUCUGACUACAGCUGACCUUGCGUCCCUGUUUACUGACUCCAACUCCAGCACCACCUCAGCAAGCACCCGCAGCAGAGUAAACCUUUCCAUCAACGCAAAAAAUAAAUAAAGGAGAGUUAUUUUGUAACAAUUGCAGAUCAAGCUAUAUGUGAAAAGUCUUAACAAGAACAGAAAAAGAGAGUGCCAGUCAACAUGUCUCUAGAGGUAAAGGAGAAGACAGAGGUGCGUCUGGUGUUUCUUGGGGCAGCCGGUGUGGGAAAAACAGCCCUGAUCCGCCGCUUCCUACAGGACAAGUUUGAGCCCAAGCACCAGUACACAGUGGAGGAGCUGCACAGCAAGGAGUAUGACAUUGGAGGGGCCAAGGUUACCAUCCACAUCAUGGACACCAGCGGCAGCUAUUCCUUUCCCGCUAUGAGGAAGCUCUGCAUCCAGAAUGGCAACGCUUUUGCCUUGGUCUACGCAAUUGAUGAUUCUGACUCGUUGAAGGCUGUCAAGAGCCUGCGAGAUGAGAUCCUAGAGGUCAAGGAAGACAAGUUCACUCCCAUCGUGGUGGUUGGGAACAAGACAGACAAGCAUGGUGAGCGAACAGUGUCCCGCCAGGAUGUGUUCUCCACAGUGAAACUGGACUGGAACAACAGCUUUCUGGAGACGUCAGCCAAGGAGAACAACAAUGUGCUAGAGGUUUUCAAGUUGCUGCUGCAGCAGGCUAACCUGCCCAGCAGGCUCAGCCCAGCACUGAGACGACACAGGGAGACCUUCCCUAAAGACUGCAACAACCCCCCGCCCAUGAACAAGACCAACAGCUGUCUCAUCACUUGAGGUCUCAUAGAAGGACCAGGAUGGGAUCUACAGUAGGUCAGUGUUUCAGACAGUCAUGGUUGCUGAUGUUGCUGCUUCUAAAGAGUAAAAAAAAUUGCUUACGUUCCCUGUUACCCUCAAAAUCCUGACUCCACCACAUUACAUUCCCUGUAAAGUACACAAGAAGAGCAAAAUGACUGUUAAAACGGAACCUGAACUGAUGACAUUGUAACCUGAAUAUGGUGGGGUUAUGUUAACACAAUAUAAUGUGACAAUUAGGCUACUCCGGUGGGUUAUUUUGCCUAUACAACAUUAUAUUGUUGUACAGGUUUACGGUUUAUUUUUGUAUUGAUGUAUUGGUGUUAACUCUUAACAACUGUGAAGAUAUUUAGACAAUUAUAACUAAUUGUGCAAAGGCUGAAUGUCAUGAGAAGUUUUUAUACAAUUAAGUUUAGCUAUGACAUUUAUUUUGCUUUUCAUAGUAACAAAAUAUAGUCUUGAAUCAACUCUGCAUUACACUUUUUAGAGGGUUCAACAUGGAACCCCUACAGGGAGAGCCAAAUCACUUUGUACUAUUUUAUUGUACUAACUUAUUUUUUCAUAUUGAUAUGCACUUGGAGUUUAUAUUUU